GAACGGCCUCUGGUGACAUUUUCUUGGGGCGGCGCGGACGACUGAAGGGAAUUGGUGUUGGAGGCUGCGGAGGCGGCGAGCUCUACUCUGCCCCGCUGCAGGGGCUCCAGCCGCGCUCCUCUGCUCGCCGCUGGGAGUUGUCUGAGGAGAAGGGGGGCGGCGGGGCCGCGGCGGCCCGAAUCUGCGGCCCGUCAGCGCCGCCCGGGUGGGCGCGUGCCCCGACGGGGCGCGCGGGGCCGGCGAGGAGGCACGGACGGCGGGGCGCAGGCUGCUUUCCAGUUGCAUCUUUGAUAUCGUUUCCUAGACUCUGUUCCAUGAUUUAAUCUGGAGCUCUGAGAUGAAGAUGGAGGAGGCAGUGGGAAAAGUAGAAGAACUCAUUGAGUCUGCAGCCCCACCAAAAGCAUCGGAACAAGAGACAGUCAAGGAGGAAGACGGCUCUGUAGAACUGGAGUCUCAAGUUCCUAAAGACGGUGGAGCCGGCUCUACAGUUCUCUCCUCAAUGCCCUGUUUGUUGAUGGAACUGAGGAGGGACUCCUCAGAGUCCCAGUUAGCAUCCACAGAGAGUGACAAGCCCACGACUGGCCGAGUUUAUGAGAGUGACUCCUCUAAUCAUUGCAUGCUUUCCCCUUCCUCUAGUGGCCACUUGGCCGAUUCAGAUACAUUGUCUUCUGUUGAAGAGAAUGAGCCCUCGCAAGCAGAAACAACAGUAGAAGGAGAUACUUCAGGAGUGCCUGGUGCCACUGUUGGACGAAAGUCUAGGCGGUCCCGUUCCGAAAGUGAAACAUCUACCAUGGCUGCCAAGAAGAACCGGCAAUCCAGUGAUAAGCAGAAUGGCCGAGUCACCAAGGUUAAAGGUCAUCGGAGCCAAAAACACAAGGAAAGGAUCAGACUACUGAGGCAGAAGCGGGAGGCUGCUGCAAGGAAGAAGUACAGCCUGCUGCAGGACAGCAGCACCAGUGACAGUGACCUGACGUGUGACUCCAGCACCAGUUCAUCAGAUGAUGAGGAAGAGGUUUCAGGGAGCAGCAAGACAAUCACGGCAGAGAUACCAGAUGGACCUCCAGUUGUAGCUCAUUAUGAUAUGUCUGACACCAGCUCUGACCCAGAAGUGAUAAAUGUGGACAAUUUAUUGGCGGCUGCAGUAGUCCAAGAGCACAGUAAUUCAGUAGGCGGCCAGAACACAGGAGCUACCUGGAGGACCAGCGAGCUUCUAGAGGCAGGUCAUUUGGAUCCAGGAUUCCUAGCAAGUGACAAAACGUCGGUUGGCAGCGCACCGCUUAAUGAAGAGAUUAACAUCGCCUCUUCAGACAGCGAAGUGGAGAUUGUGGGCGUCCAGGAGCAUGCAAGGUGUGCUCACCCCCGAGGAGGUGUGAUCCAGAGCGUUUCUUCCUGGAAGCAUGGCUCGGGCACGCAGUACGUGGGCUCCCGGCCAACACAGUCAUGGACUGCUGUGACCCCCCAGCAGACGUGGGCUUCGCCAGCAGAGGUGGUCGACCUUACCUUGGAUGAGGAUGGCAGGCGUAAAUACCUUCUGUAGUGGACUGUCACUGUCUGCACUGAUCCUUCCAGCCCUCCUCUCCGUGACAGGGAGGCUCAUUUCAUAGCUUCAGCUUCCUAAGCUGUUUGUGGCAUUUGUGGGAUGGAAAUUCAUGGUAGCUCCCCCUUUUAUUAAAAUAAUUCACUUAGGAAAAUAACAGCACAGAGAAAUAAUUUUUCUUUUCCUCAAUAACAAUAUGAGAAUGGUGGAUUUUAUUAGACAGCUUCAUUUUGCUUGGUGAUCUACCUUAAAGUCACCCUCCAUUUAGAAUAAUAUUUUACUUACUAGACAAAAUGGAUUUCAGGUUUUGAAUCUCAUAUUUAUUUUUCUGUAUAAUGAAAUUAAUAUCUAGAUGUGACCACUCUCUGUCACCUCAUUGUCACUCCUGGUCUCGGGCAUUUGCACACAGAUGAGUCAGGUUCUCCUCAUUGGCGCCUGGUAGGGCAUGUGCAUUUAGAAACCCCUUCCUUAGAUGUGGAGGACAGAAGUGUUAUAAAAUAUAUUUUUCUUUAGCUUACUUCUUCUGCCCUCUUUCCUGACAGCUCCUUGUUUGCCACAACACAGAUAUUUGAAAUGCCCCUUUUAUUUCCAAAUACUAUUAAGGGGACUCAGUUGGUCUCUUUGUUGCAAUAAUUCCUAAUUCUUGGAGAUUUUCUGGAUAUCUGAAGAGUGCAUUGAGAGAUCAGUGGGAAAUCUGUAUCUUCCAACGUUUCCCUCCUGGUUUAUUCAAACAGUAAGCAGACAUGGAAAUCUGUUACUCAAGUAGGAAGGCUGUAAAAGGCAGAGUGGCAUCAAAGUCUGUAGGCACUUGCAAAUCUGAGCAGACAGUGCCUUUCCUCACAUCUGGUUGCUCCAGAGAGGGUGCGACCACUGUUUAACUGGACCCCAGGCUGUGUUUGUAAGUUUUCUUCUCUGCCUCCUAAAAGUAUGUAUUCAAGAGAAAUCAAAAUAUAUUGUAAGGAAUCGGAUGCAAAGCACAUCGACAGUACUGUAAGUCGCACAGUUUAAAGCAUUAGAACAGGUAAUAGAAACUUCAGGGAAUUUAGGAAAUGCCAGCGGAGGAACUCUGUCGCAUCAGUACUACCCUUUCCCUAUAAUGUUGUAGUUACUAGUGAAGUACUUUUAAAAAGCAAUACCUAGAAUUAGAACACGCUGUAUUGUGCACAGGGGGAGUGAAGUAAUAUUGGCCUGGAAGACUUCACGUGUUUUUGUUUCUGCUUCUGUUUUCAUUGUUACGUGCGGUGUUGCUAUGUCCUUUUGCCUCCCUCUUCAAACGCCUUGGUGUCUCUUCCUCAGUACAGGGUGAGACCCGCCAUUUUCAUUCAGUGCACACACACUGACCAGGGACCCACUCUGCAUCCAGCACUGUGCAGGGUCGAUGCUGUGGAGGCCUGAGAGGAAUGAGGCACAGCCUGCCUGCAUGCUCCUGCAUGAGUCUGCCUGGCUCCAUCUGCCUGGCCUUUCUUUUUCUUUACACAAAUACAAGUUCAUUCAUUCUUCUCCUUGUUAAUUGAGUUCUUCUGUAGACUCCUCCUGGAGGGCGUUUUUGAGCACCUGCUCGUUGAUCCUCUCGGGCGAUGUCCUGCCCUCUGCUCACCAGCUGCUCAUUUCCCCUGCAGUCUAUGGCUAUACUACUCACUAGGUUUUAAAAUCAUGAAUCUCCAGUUGUAGUGCAUUGAUCACUCUCACCUGGCCACAAUCCUAGAUAGAAACCAAAGACCCAGAGGCCAGAGCUAAACAGAGCUUCUGAAAACUCACUGCUGGUAUAUCUUUGGACUUUCACAUCUUGCUUUAGGAUUAAUUUAUUGAGUUUUACUGUUACACAGUUUUUUGUUUUGUUUUUUUUUUUUUUACUUGAAUUAAAAUACUCAACAAAGGAGAAGCAUAAUUUCUGGUCUAUGUUUUCCAGAAAAUCAUUGGUAAGAGAAUACAGUGGAGGGUAUGACUUGAAGUUUUUGCAGCUUAUCUCUCUCUUCCCCAGUGUCAGGGCACAGCCCCACUUUAAAGAAUGUUUUUGCAUUACUUAUUUUCAUGUUAAUAAUGUUUUGUUCAAGUCUAUAUAGCAGGUGGUUUCCCUUGACAUUUUAUUUAGCCAUCCCCUGUCUUUGGGUGUACUGUGGACUGGGGACAGAAUGGAGUUGCAGCCAAACUCUUUUCUGGCCUUUUAUCUUAGGUUGCACACAGAUACUCCUGAUACAUGACCCUGACUACUUGACUUGGUGCACCGGAAUGGAGAGUUAGACAGUAAUAUGCAAGGAAGCGAAGGCACGCUUGAAGCAGUCUGCUCUCUCUAGCAAGUAUGGGACUUUCCCGUCUGAUGCCUAAUUAAGAGGGCAGUUGAACUCCUUGGUUAUUACUACAUCUAGGAGAGUGGAAAUGUGGUUUGUGGCAAGGUGUUACAAAUUCUGUGACAUACAACUCUUAGAACAUUUGAAAUUUCUUUAAAAGUAUUGUUUGCUAAUCAAACCUUUACAUUUGGUACCAUAAGGAGUUCUUUAUGCUUUGCCAAGACAUUGUGUGAGGGAGACAGUGGGAUCACAGAUUGCUUUAUGCCACAAAUGUGAUCGAUUCCCUUCCCCUCCAAUCUGAAGAAGCAGAAGCAGAAGCAGAAGCCUGGCUGUUUGUCACUGUGUCGGCUCUGCAGCUACAGAGCAGUGGUUCUCACUUGUGGGUCGUGACCCCUUUGGGGGUGAAUGGCUCUUUCACAGGGCUGCAGCAUUAGGAAGGUUGUAGACUGACUGGAUGAUGUCAGUGGCAAGGGAUUAGUCCUAGCAUGCGUUUGUCAGCACAGCUCUUAGCAUGACCUGCCCAGUUUGCCAGCUCAGUCAUUCGUUCACCUACUGUUAGCAAACUAGCACCACAAGGAAUUUAAGACAGAUGUUGCCUGCUUCUUUUGUCAUUGUGUCACAAGGCUUGCAAAAGCCUGGGGCACAGUUUAGUCUUAGUUUUGACUUUUUUCCCCUUUUUUUUAAAAAGGCAAAGAGCCGAGCCCCAAUUCCUGUUGUCCCAUAUGUGUGUGAUGUGACUUCCAUGUGUAUAUAAAACUAUUGCACCCUAACCAAACUUCCUCAGACUGUGCACUGUUUGUUUAAAAUAAUCACGUAUUUUAGUUCAAUGCUGUUGUAUUUUUUCUUUUUAUUUAAAACACUACUUAUUCUCUAACAAAUUUCAAAGGGUAGCGAUCUUAAAAAAAAUCACUGGAAACGAGGAAAUGCGUUUGUUGUUGCUUUGUUCUUUAAAGAGUGCAAAGGUCGUUGGCUCUUUUGCUCUUCUUACCUUGAACAUGAAUUGUCAGCCAUUGUGUGGCUAGGACCCAGUGCACUUGGUGUUCACAGACCUGCUGUUGCUGGACUGAGCGUGGACUUGAUGCAGUGACGACAAAUCAUUGCGUAGAAGUAAUGUUUCCAAAUGUGCAACUCAAGUUUGUAAAUGAAAUUUGGUUCUUUACAUCAUUAUUUAGGUUUUGUUUCCAUUUAGUAUUUAAUGGUCUUUGGAGAAAAAAAUAAACAGAGUGUUAUAUAUAUAUUUUUUGGUGCAAGAUAAGAUUUUGUUUUUUGAAAUAAGUCUGUAGCAUAAAGGUUAAACUAUUUUAAGAUAAAAUAAAAAUAGAGUGUAUUUAAACAAUGA
Messenger RNA from Rattus rattus (black rat), 5164 nucleotides. RefSeq names its product chromosome 15 C18orf25 homolog (gene Ark2n). Gene Ontology annotation, biological process: ubiquitin-dependent protein catabolic process. Bases 338 to 1537 code for a protein of 399 amino acids. The record is from RefSeq and is a predicted model, not a curated record. The transcript is spliced from 5 exons. NCBI's taxonomy places the organism in Eukaryota, Metazoa, Chordata, Mammalia, Rodentia, Muridae. Gene Ontology annotation, molecular function: ubiquitin protein ligase activity.